Molecule: messenger RNA, 1364 nt
Organism: Trachemys scripta elegans
Lineage: Eukaryota; Metazoa; Chordata; Testudines; Emydidae
Gene: EPN1
Product: epsin 1
Biological process (GO): endocytosis
Cellular component (GO): plasma membrane; endosome; clathrin vesicle coat
Molecular function (GO): phospholipid binding; clathrin binding
Source: RefSeq, a predicted model, not a curated record
ACCCACUGGCCCGGAAAUCCCCGCCCCCAGGGGCCCCCUUAGGGAGGGGCCCAGCCCCCCACCUCCUCCAGCUCUCAGAGACCCCCCCCGCCCAGGGGUUAGGGACCCCCAGGGGAGGGGAACCCCCCAGUCAGAGUGUAACAGCCCCCAGAGGCCCCCCCAACACAGGGGCAAAGGGGGCCUCCUCCCCCCCCCCCCCCCGCAUAGGGGCCCCGGACAUGCCCCCCCUGGGCCCCCGCUCAGCCCAGCUGUAGGGGGCGGAUCAGAGGUGGUAAGGGGUGGGGGUGGGUAGGUGGGCGAGAGACCCCCUCCCUGCCCCUGAGACCCCCACCCAAGGCAGGGCAGCGGGGGGGCUCGACAUCUCCAGGGGGACGCUUCUGCCUCCCCCCUGCCCGCCCGGCGCGGGCCUGAAUCCAGACAGGAGGUGCCCACGGAAGCUCAGGCCGGCCCAAGGCCCCGGUAACGGGGAGAGGUGCCAGGAGGGGACGCCAGCCUCCCCACCCUACUGCAGACUGGGUGCGGCUUGAAGCGGACCCAGGAGUCCGGGUGACCUGAGAGGCUUCCACCCCACCCCCAACGGGAGACGUGAGAUGCGGCUCAGGCCCGGCUCACCCGUGCCGUCCCGGGCACAGAUAGCAGCCUGACCACCUCCCGGUCGCCCGCUGGUGCCAGCUCCACCCCAUUGCACAGACACAGGGGGUUUCCUGCCCCCCAAGGACUGGGAUCCAGGGCCCCCCAUUGCACAGACACGGGCUUUUCUGCCCAGACUGGGAUCAGGGUCCCCCCCCAUUGCACAGACACAGGGGGCCUUCCCCCCCCCCCCCCCCCCAGGACUGGGAUCAGAAGCCGCCCCGCUGCCGGGCCGCUCCCCCGCCCCACCCCCGCCAUGUCAACCUCAUCGCUGCGGCGCCAGAUGAAAAACAUCGUCCACAACUACUCGGAGGCGGAGAUCAAGGUGCGGGAGGCCACGUCCAACGACCCCUGGGGCCCGUCCAGCUCGCUUAUGUCGGAGAUUGCCGACCUCACCUACAACGUGGUGGCCUUCUCCGAGAUUAUGAGCAUGAUCUGGAAACGGCUCAACGACCACGGCAAGAACUGGCGCCACGUCUACAAGGCCAUGACGCUGAUGGAGUACCUCAUCAAGACGGGCUCGGAGCGUGUGGCCCAGCAGUGCAAGGAGAACAUCUACGCCAUCCAGACGCUGAAGGAUUUCCAGUACGUCGACCGCGAUGGCAAGGACCAGGGUGUCAACGUGCGGGAGAAGGCCAAGCAGCUGGUGGCCCUGCUCCGGGACGACGAGCGGCUCAAGGAGGAGCGGGCCCAUGCCCUCAAGACCAAGGAGAAGCUGGCGCAGACCUCCACGG